Molecule: messenger RNA, 8297 nt
Organism: Chroicocephalus ridibundus (black-headed gull)
Lineage: Eukaryota; Metazoa; Chordata; Aves; Charadriiformes; Laridae
Gene: TRADD
Product: TNFRSF1A associated via death domain
Exons: 5
Coding region: 1769-2689 (306 amino acids)
Biological process (GO): extrinsic apoptotic signaling pathway; positive regulation of canonical NF-kappaB signal transduction
Cellular component (GO): tumor necrosis factor receptor superfamily complex
Molecular function (GO): transmembrane receptor protein tyrosine kinase adaptor activity
Source: RefSeq, a predicted model, not a curated record
UGGGAAGGGACCUUUUACAAGGGGUGGUGGCUUCAAACUGGAAGAGGGGAGAUUUAGCCGAGAUCUGAGGAAGAAAUUGUUUGCUGUGAGGGUGGUGAGCCCCUGGCCCAGGUUGCCCAGAGCUGCUGUGGCUGCCCCAUCCCUGGAGGGGUUCAAGGCCAGGCUGGACGGGGCUUGGAGCAACCUGGUCAGUGGGAGGUGUCCCUGGCCAGGGCAGGGGGUGGCACUGGGUGGGCUUUAAGGUCCCUUCCAACCCAAACCAUUCUGUGAUGUCAGCAAAAAGGGCAAUAAUGAUGAUCACAUAUGUUACCUUAGUGCCUGGACUUGUUUUUUUUUCUGAAGCCCCCCACAAGGGUUUGACAUCAAGGGGUCCCCACUGCCAAGUGGGGACUGGGCUGGGGAGGUGUGUGUCAGGCUGGAAAACUGCCCAGGCACAGCAGCAAAGGGCUCCUCACCUGGGUUUUUGAGUUUCAGCUGGGAAACCUCCAGGCUCCCCAGCAUCGCCAAGUGGAAACAGGCAGUGGGUGAGGAGCAGGGCCCCAGCCUGUGCAGGGAAGUGGUGCCGGGCCAGCAGGGUCCGUGCUGCAGCAAUGGGAGCAGGGUGAAAGAGUGGACCUUGUUCUUCAUGUGCCUCUGGGCUGUCAGGGAGCUCUCAGGCACUUGCACUGCAAAAGAUGAAUUGUUCUCUGGGUUAAAUCUUUUAGAUAUGCCAUGUCUGUAGUUUUCUAAGGUGUUGCUCAGAUUUCUGUUACCCUCCUCCUGCAAGAUGCAAGGAGAUGGGUGCCCAGAUCCCAAACUUCCUGGUGUUGGGAGGCUCAGACCAGACCAGGACUGCAGCGGCAGUGCAUCCUCCUCUUUUUUCUUUAUGAGAUGCUUUUCUAGAAGGCCUGUAUGAUGUGGGAGGCCAUGGCCUGGAAACACUCAGUCCUGCAUCCCACAGGCACUCCUUGAACUCAGUGUGAAUUUUAUGAUUUGCUGGUUAUUUCCUGUAUUUUCUGAACAAGCGAAAGGCUCCUGUGCUGGGCACAGUUCAAGGUUAUAGUAGGGAAACAAAGUGUGCCAUACAUCCCAGUGUGCUGUUGGACAUGCAUCAAGGGAUGGAAUGGUUCCCAGCUCCAGCUACCACCUGGAGGACAGCCUGUCCAUGGGAGGUCAUCCUUCUUGGUCUGGCAGCCCCUGGUGACCAAAGACCUUCACACCCACAAUCUAGGGGACAUCUGAAGAGAGGGAUGCUCUCCAGGCCAGCAGUUAUACUGUCGGGCCAGGGCUUGCAGCCAAGGGAAGGCUGUUGGGGUUGAGCAACAGGGCAGAAAGCAGGAAGGAAGGGAUGCCCGCGAGGAAGCAGCUGAUGGUGUGACAGAGGUGCAAGCAAGUACUCAGGGAGGGGGCAGGACUUGGGACUGGCCCCAAUUACUUGUCACUGUGAUGUGAUGGAAGGGCUGGCUCUGAGCGCCGCUUUCUGUGGGAGCGGUUCCGGGGGGCUUGUGGUGACCAACUCACCAGCUCAGACAGGUUGUGUACACACCGGAAAGCAGAGGUGGCCAUGCCUGUCUCCUGGACUGUCAGGUGCUCUCCAGCCGCCACAGCCUCAGUCCAGCAUUGCCCAGUCUAGCACAGCUUUUCUGUUCCGAGUAUCUGUAGCCUGGGAGGUGUUUUAGUUCAUCUUCCAAAUCUGUGGGAGCAGAGCUGGGUGCAGCGGCGGUAGAUGUAAGCGUUGCAUUAGCUGGCCAGCGAGGAACGGGCGUGAUGAGAACAGAGAGGGCUGAAGAUGGCUGGCAGCUCCACUCCUUGGAUCGGCAGCGCUUAUCUCUUCCUCCAGUCGACAUGCAAGACCAUCGUUCUGCCGUCUCUCUAUGAAAGCUCCCAGAAGAAACCUAGUGUGUUCAAGGCGCUGAAGCUGGCUUUAGCAGACUCCACCGGCAGUGUGAAUGGUGUGGACAUGCUCAAAGUGCACUGCAGCCACCCGCACCUGAUAGUGCAGCUCAAGUUCUGCAAGCAGGAGAACUGCCGCCGGUUCCUGCAGAGUUACCGGGAAGGAGCGCUCCAGGAGUCCCUCCAGAAUCACCUCCAGCUCUCCUUGGCCAUGACCACAGUGCCUCUUGAAAUGGAGCUGAAGGCUGGCAACGAGCACCUCGACAACAUGCUGAAGGAUGAGGAUCGCUGCCUGGAGUGCAUCUACAGAGAAAAGCCUGACCGCCUGCGGGAUGAGGAGAUCUCAGAGCUGGAGGAAUGCCUCAAGAGCCUGAUUGUUCACCAGAGCAUCAACAACAAUACGGCUGUAAAAGGCUGCGCCUCUCUGAACGCCCCAUCUCUACCUUGUCCUUCUCAAGGCAGCUCCCUUUCCCCACAAGUCACCUUCAUCUUUCAGGGACAACACUUCGCCAACAGAACGCUUACACCAGACGACCACCAGAAAUUUGCCAAGCUCGUGUCCAAGAAAUGGAAGCAAGUGGGUCGCUCUUUGCAGAAGAACUGCCGGGCCCUGCGUGAUCCUGUCAUUGAUAACCUGGCCCUUGAAUAUGACCGAGAGGGACUAUAUGAACAAGCCUAUCAGCUGCUUCUCAGAUUUAUCCAGUCGGAGGGGAAGAAGGCCACAAUAGCGCGGCUGAUCGCAGCCCUGGAAGAAAAUGGUCUCAUCAGCUUGGCUGAGGAGCUCUUGGGCCUCCAUUCCAAUGAGGACUGCUCCUAGAGCCCGAAGGGUAGUGGCAUUGCUAAGAGCUUCCUUGCUUUAGCUAGUGUACAAGACUGCUGCAGUGUCUGGGAAUGUAAAGCCCUGAAAAUCACCGCAGGAUUCCAUCUAGAUGGGAAUGCCUGGGGAGAGGUUCUGUGCUCGCAGAAGCCAGCACGGACCUCUGCCGUUCCUUAUUUCAUUCUGUUUCUAGAAGUCCACGUUACCUUCCCGUGAACUGGUGAGAGAGGCUUUCAGCCUGACUUCCUUCAGGACUGGAAUGUCGCAGGGAAGCAGCCAGACAGUUAGAGAGGCCUAGGGGAGGGUGGGGAGAGGAGAAGAGCAAGGAAGGCAUUUCAGAGAAUUUCUCUAGGACGCAGACAACACCAGUGCAUCUCAGGCUGUGGCCCAGGGCUGUCACCUGAAGAGCUGCAAUAUAUUUUUUAUAUGUAAGAUAUUUGUGCCCUCAGGCAUGACAUCAAGCAAAGACAGAGGGGAAAUUAAGGAAAAGCAAAUUUUAUAUUAUUAUACUUCUUCGUUCUUCAAACGAGGAACAUCUGUGGCAAGUGCAUCUGUCUCCUGCCCUGCUCUAGUACAGCUCCUUCCCACCUCUCACCACCCGAAGGUUUCCCUUUUACCUGGGACAGUCAUAAUUUCCCACAGGACACAACAUUGCUGCUGGAGAACAAAUUUCAGGCACUGAACAAGCCCUAUGGGCAAAGACAAAUUCAGAGAAUGAUUCCCAGCUUUUUCUGGACCAUGGUGGACAAGAAUAUAUUGACUACAUCGCGCCUGGCUCUUUCCCACCAGCCCCGAGGGAGCCUGCAUCCGUGAAAAGAAAAACACCCCAGAGCUGGAAGGAAAACAGCCUCGUAGUCAGCAAGGUACCUGUGGAGCGCAGAUUGGAACUGCUGCUCUAAGAUGUGUCACAGCAUCAAGUGCCAUCCUGACCCCAGCCCACAGAGCUGGGCAGUCGCCUCUGACCGGCCAGCUGGCUAGUGCCUUCGCCCACUUCUUAACUUCUGCCUGCGGAGUCCCCGCAGAGGACAGCUCACGCCAUCGCGCCUCACCAGCGCCGGGAUUUGCACAGAGCCUUUCCCUGGCAGUGUCGUCACUGUGUGACAACUGGGCAUCAGCCGCCGGAUUUACCUGCCCUGGUUUUGAGGGUUAAAAAUGGCUUCAAGGACAAAGCACCCAAACCCCGGGGCUGGCUCGUGCUCUUAGUUCCUGUGGGAGAAGCCGACCCUCUGCUGGUAUGGUUGAUGCAGAUGGCAACAAGCAGUGUUUACACCUUUGCCCCUAACAAAGCACAGAGCAACAAGUAUCUAGCAUGACAUGGGUCCCACGAAGCACAACAGCAGCUUGAUUACCUUUGAGUUAUUCCCUGCGCUUUCCUGAUACGGUUUUACUUAUCCUUUUUCAUUAAUUCUAUCCCACUUUGCCCUUCCCAUCUGUGGGAAUAGCCAGUGGGCCUUGGAAAUUAUUUCAGCUGCAGAGGGCGGCUCUGCCAGCACACAAAGCCUGCGUGUGCAGGCAAGUAUCGGGCCACCGGCAGAUGUGUUAGGACCAGCUUUUAGACAGGCAAGCCCUGACGGCCUUUUAAACAUCAGCUCACAUCUUAAUCCUUCCUGGUGUCAAAGGUCUAAUUCAAUAAGGAGGGACACAACAUGGGAUUCAGGUGUGGGCUCAGAUCCAAGCUCCAGGGGCUGGUACUGCUCCCUCAGCUUCUGCUAAAACGCAUGCUGUGAGCACCAGCUGACUGAAGGCCCGGAUCAGGAGGAUUUAGACGGCCAGCUCGCACCCAGUUGGGGUCCACGUGCCCCAGAUGUGCUGAACAUCGCAUUCCCCAGUGUAAUCCUGAGGAACCUGGCUUUUUUCUGCGGAUUGGAAUCCCCAAGAUCACGUGCACAGUGUGGAAAGGAAAUGGAGGGGGGUCAGAGAUGGGGAGAACGUUUCCAGGGUGUGAAUCUGUUUCCAUCUUGCCCUUAGCUUCAAAGGAAGCAGGACUUCAUGCAGGCACCAUCUCCACAAAGGCUGUGGCCCCACGGCAUUUUAUUAAGCCAUUCUAUGUCACUGCUGUUGCAGUCUCGUCUCCCCCAUUCCUGCUCCGUGUCCUGCCCUCUCCCGUAUAGCAGUACCAGUGCUCUUCCCAGAAGGAAGCAGUCAUCUUCUCUCUGACAGUUUUGCUUUCGGGACCAGCACAGCACUGCUGACGGCAGUUAGUUUAGGCUGCUGUGGAACCAUACCUCAAAGUAUUUAGCUUUCCUGCCAGAUCCCAGCUGGGGAACUCUGGCAGCAACACACCUGGCAAAUGGUAUUUUUUUUAAAAAAAAAAAACAAAAAAAACCAAAAAAAAACCAACAGAAAAACCACAACAUCAGAAACUUGAAAACUACUUUAACAGCAAGAGGGUUUGCUCUUGAUUUUGCAAAAAUGAUUUUUUUUUUAGAAGACAAGGUCAUAUGCAUAGCCUGUCUCCUUUGUAAUGAACAUUUCUAAGCUCUCAGGCUAGCUACUCAUGUGCACAACUUUCAUAUACAGUUAUAAGCCAGCCACUGAGUAGUGAGAACUUCUUGCUUUUCUAGUGUCUGUUAAUGCUCAGAAUGAGAAAGGCUUAUUAUUCAGCAUCUGCUUCGAGCCCAGAAAACGACUUUGCUCUUAUUACUGUCUUAGAGAGGACUUAGCAUGAAUGUGUUUUUUUUUCCUUAAUGCAAACCUCGUGCAUUUUAUUCCUCUGCCAGCAAUUGGCAUAUGUGUUUCCUCUUACUCACAGAUUCCCUCUCAAAAGUGCCAUUAAGUGCUGGAGCUCCUGGCAGCCUUUCUGGAAUAUCGUCGUCUUUAACAGCAUUCACAGGUGCCUUCAUUGCGGAGACUCGAAGAAAAAGGGUUUUCCAGUGAUAUUCCGUGAUGGAAUUGUCUUGAGCACAUGGCAUGGUUUGGGACCAUAGCAGUAGCUGUUUCAUACCUUCUUUUCCAUGAUUGGUCAUCAUCAUCAUUAGAUUCAAUGAAAAAUUGAUUCUGUUCUCAAGCGGACUCCUUUCCUGCUAAAAAGAGUAGGGUUUUUUAGUAUUAUCUGGCACAAACAUAGAGAGAGACAAUUUUCACAGAAGCCUUAGAAUGAAACGGAUCACAAUUGGAUCACGGUGUCAUUUGCAUUGAUUUGGCAUUUGCCCGGGGCUUGACUCAGAAUUUCUUUCUGUUUUACCCAGAAGAUUUUACAGCGGUUUUACACCAGUGUGCAAAGACAGGGGAACUUGCAUCACGCAGGGAAGGAAGAAGCGCUCAAAGGAAAAAAAAAACAAACAAAACCCAAAAACAUCAGCACAGGUUUCUUGAAGAACUUAGAGGCGUGUCUUUACCUCGGAUAGUAACGCAAUGAGCGGAACUAGAGGAGGAGCUGGGUGUUGGGGAUUCUUGCCGAUAUACCACAGACUCAGCGCUGUGUGCUAGACCAAGGGCUAGAAUAAGCACCCCCGGUGUCACGCCGCUGGAAGGGGAGCGCACAUGUGCUUUCUUCCUUGCAAAGUUAGCUGUGCACAUACUGCACCUACUCAGAUGCCAGGCACGCAAGCGACGCUCCCUUACUACUAUUUAUACCGAUGAGCUAACGUCUAGCGUGGGAGAUAAGCCAUGGGCAGCGCUGCUGCUGGGGGAUUUGGCCUUAUCCCAUAACAACUCUUCCCUACCUUUAAGAUAAGUCUGGAAAACAAAAAAAACAAAAAAAAAAAAAAAAAUUUUCAGGGGGGCUGGUGUUUCAGAAUCAAACAUGUAGCAAACCAGUACACGAUAUUGAAAGCAACUAAAGAUGCUAAUCAGUUGCAUAUAAAAAAAAUGAAAUAGACAAAGUCUGAAACAAACCACAGAAACCAGGCCCAAAUGUGCUUACGGGAAGGCACCCAAGAGGGCUUUUUUGUGGUACAGAUUGUUUUUGUAGUUUUAGCAGUGUUUCAGAUUUGAAGGAGGCUCCUGUCGGUCUGCCAGAAAGAACAAAAGAUCCAUCCGAAGGAGAAUUUGAAUGAUUUGUUUUGGCAUAGCUGGGCUACAGCGCCCACGUGGGUGACAACAGAGGGGAGAGUGAAAGUUAAAGCGCUCCCUGUGACGUGAGGCAUCUGACAGGAGUCGAGCUGAGAGGCUGCCCUGAUAGAAAACUGUCACCAAGGAAAAAAUGCCAAACUGCCCUGGAGGGCAGAGGCGGUGAAAGACUGACAUUAACCCUCUUCGAUGCUUGUUAAAAACACACCAUCGAUAAAUUCACCUGCUGAAGAGGAGGACGCGCCAUCACGGCAGGUAGGGAAGGUCAUUUCUUCCAGCAGCUUCAGUUCUCACAUACCACAGCUGCUGACAGCGGACCGGUCUGUCAGGUGAGAACAGUACCUGACUCAAAAGUAAGGAAAGGGUUCAGGAUUAUUGAUUGGAAGCGCUUAAAAAUUAUGAGCCUGACCUGAAAGAAAUCAUAACAUUUCCUUCCAUAUUUUCAUAGCAAGUCAAAUUAAAAACAAAUGCCGAUCGCUCACAGGAAUGCUUUCCAGGUUUCCGUUUUCAGCUUCGGCCCUACCAUGGAAGGGAUGGAUACCUGGAUUGUUUUUCAUGCAAAAAUGUCACAGCACUGCAGGUUACAGGGCUUUAUGAAAAAGUCCGAGCCUCCAGGUAAGACAGUUUGCUGGAGUUUCAAAGCUGGGGAGUCUCAGAACUGUAUCCGUUUCAAAAUCUAGAGGAAGCUGAAACAGAAAACAGAAUAUACUUUGCACCACUGUCAAGAUAUAGAAAACAUAAGGCCAAAAAAGUGUGGAGGCUCAGAGCUGAGGGAAACUGCUUGUUCCGAGAAGGCCUAGGUGCUUGGUGCGGACACUGCUCCAGACAAAGCUCUUUUCCCAGCGUGAGGAGAUGGUGGGGCGUUUCCUUACCUCUUAAUUUUGCCAUUCAUUUCAAAAUCCGCUUCAGCAUUGCGAAGCCGUCCUGCUGCCGGGGUCUCCCCUCUGAGGUCCCAAAAGGCCCCUCAGAGCCACCUCCGAGUCGCAGCCCGGCGGCCGCCCGCAGCCUCUGACACCACACUGAGCCCGCGCAGCAAGGAGGGGCCUCCAGUUCACUUAAACCGACCCAUUUCGUUUAACGGAGAAUUCUGGUAUAGCCGCGUACCCCUGGCGUUGUACACCUGAAACCCAGGCGGUACUGGAAUGGGAGUCACGGGGGUUGCUUCAGUCUAACCCACGUACUGGAGCGCGUACAUGGAACUGGUGAGAUGCAGCCCUGGGUCUGGCCUUUUGUCUUCUGUAGGGAGGUGGGUGACACAAUUUAAGGUACGGUGAGGCAAUUUAAGGCCUAGAGUCAAAAAUUGUAAUUUUUUUUUUUCUUCUCUGGAUUGAAUUUUAAAGCCACUGAAGGAAUUUGGCCAUACAUCCCUAACUGAAAUCUGUAGGAGAUAUGUGGUUAAGUCCCUUAGUCAUCAGUGGAAAAAUCCCUUGCUGACCUUUUAAUUCCAAAUUUCCGUGAUACUCAGCAGCAUAUCUGGAUCAGCCAUCUACAGCUAUGGACUGCAGUGCCAUGGAUACUCAGGUCUGGGACAUUCAACCUCCAAGCAAUUGUCUUUUAUAGAAAAAAAAAAAAAAAAAGCACUUUGGUCUAUUUUUCC